AUGAAACGAGAGGAAACGCUUACAUUCAGGAUGGACGACAAGGCAGGAUCAAGGAUCAUCGGCGCCGGCGUUGGGGUUUCAGCGGCAGCUCCGAUCAAAACCAUCCACGAAUUAGCGAAAGAUGGAGAAAGGCAUUUAGAAGACACAAUUGAAUCAGCAUCCCAGAUUCUCUCCGCCAUGAACCACGAGCUCUGUAAACCUAAUGUAUGGUCAGUCAAUCCGAAUUCAACUGCUUCGACUUUAGAUAGUCCGGACAACGGGCACCAAUUUUCCCACGGCGACGGCAUUUCAUCGGGAUCUUCUUCGCCAUUGCAUCCCUUUGAUGACGCCGAUGGGGCCCUAGAGGAGGCUCGAUUCCGUUACAAAACGUCCGUGGCUGCUCUGCGUUCAGUCCUCUCUGCUAUUUCUAAUUCUGAACAGGUUUUGCCUACUGGAUCCGGUUCUCCCGAUGACCAACCUGAAAUCGAGAAUCUGGAAGAACAAGCCUUGGCCUUAAGAAAGAGGCUUGCUGACAGAAACAAAUACCUCAAAAUUCUUAUUGAUCAGCUAAGAGAUCAAAUCAGUGACAUAUCUACAUGGCAAAGUCCUUGUUCUCUGUGA
Molecule: messenger RNA, 600 nt
Organism: Oldenlandia corymbosa var. corymbosa
Lineage: Eukaryota; Viridiplantae; Streptophyta; Magnoliopsida; Gentianales; Rubiaceae
Source: the annotation of a GenBank genome assembly